GUGAAGCUAAUGAUCCUGUUCCUCCUUUGUCACCCUGCAUCUGCAGUGAUCAAUCUUCUGAAUUAUUUUGUCACUGGAUCCUCUGGUGACCCAAACAUCUCAGAAUUUAUGUAUGUUGGAGUGGUUGAUGGAACAGAAGUGUAUUAUUGUGACGGCAGCAAGAAGAUAUUGGAACCAAGACAGGACUGGGUGAAAAAAUUAUUUGAUGACAAACCUGACAUCUUGGAGUGGUUCACCCAAGAGUGUUUUGAGUUCCAGACAAACUUUUACAGAAGUUUGAUUUCUGAUUUGAACCAACAUUUAAACCAAAGCGGAGGUGUUCACAUUUUGCAGUGUAUGAUUGGUAAUGAAUGGAAUAAAAACUCUGGUGAGGUGACAAGCUUUUUACACUUAGGUUAUGACAGAGAAGGCAUCUUUGAAUUUGAUCUAAAUACAAAGACAUGGAUCCCACUGAAACCAGAGCUUUACAGUGCAAAACAGAUGAUGGGUGGUGACAGAAUUACAUACAUGGAAACCCUCCUCCGUGACGUAAUGCCAAACACGAUGAGGUUAUUGUUGGACUAUGGGAGCAGCGCCUUGAAUAAAACAGUUCUUCCCUCAGUGUCUCUCCUCCAAAAGACUCCCUCCUCUCCAGUCAGCUGCCACGCUACAGGUUUCUAUCCUGACAAAGUCAUGAUGUUCUGGAAAAAAGAUGGCGUGGAGAUUCAUGAGGGUGUGGAUCUUGGAGAGAUCCUCCCCAACAAUGAUGGGACCUUCCAGAUGAGUGCUGAUCUGAAUGUUUCAUCAGUCAGACCUGAAGACUGGAGCAGAUACGACUGUGUGUUUCAACUCUCUGGUGUUGAGAACAUCAUCCAACUGGAUAAAACAGUAACCAGAACCAACCAGGCAGAGAGAACUGAUAAUCCCUCUGACAUGACAGCUCCAGUCAUUGCAACAGUGGUGGUUCUUCUUAUUUUCGUCCUCGUUGCUGCUGUUGGAUUUGCUGUUUACAAAAAGAAGAAAGCUCCUGAGAACAACACUGAAGUCUCCGUGAGACUGAAUCAAGAGACCAUCACGGCACCGUCUAUAUAGUGUUCUUUUUUUAAAUUU
Molecule: messenger RNA, 1089 nt
Organism: Oreochromis aureus
Lineage: Eukaryota; Metazoa; Chordata; Actinopteri; Cichliformes; Cichlidae
Product: major histocompatibility complex class I-related gene protein-like
Exons: 6
Coding region: 10-1071 (353 amino acids)
Biological process (GO): immune response
Cellular component (GO): external side of plasma membrane
Source: RefSeq, a predicted model, not a curated record